Cadophora gregata is the source of this 972-nucleotide messenger RNA. RefSeq lists its product as uncharacterized. The record is from RefSeq and is a predicted model, not a curated record. Bases 1 to 972 code for a protein of 323 amino acids. The transcript is spliced from 3 exons. NCBI's taxonomy places the organism in Eukaryota, Fungi, Ascomycota, Leotiomycetes, Helotiales, Ploettnerulaceae.
AUGAUGUUCGUUCGAACAAUACUGUUGGAACUUGUCGUUUUAUGUUUUACGAAUUUGGCAUUCGCAGCACCAGACCACCCACUCAUUACUCCUAAGCCAAGGGCGCCGACAGCUGCCCAGCUAGCAUACAGACAAGAUGAUACUGGACCCAACCCGUAUGGCUACAUAGGAGGCGACAUCAACUCUCCGCUCGCUUGUGGUGCAGGCUUUCAAUUCACUACAGAUGGAGAGCUCGGGCUUUGCUGUAACCAGGUCGACUGCACGAGCAUAAUCGCGACCUGCGUUGACAAGAAUGGUGGUCUGGAUAUUUGCUCUGGCGCAUAUAGUGACAUGUGUGCGUUGUCGUCUAUAAGCGUACUCCACUGCAAGUCUCCAGCACCAUCAUGUUUUCGGUACAUGCGAAUCACAGACGCACAAGAUCUAAAUCCUGCUUACGUCCAUCGCUGUGGAACGGCGUCCGAUGACGUGACUGUAUUUGUUACGCCAACUAAUGAAGCUGCUGUUCAGACUGAAGACCCAUCUCCAACAGCCCCGAAGACAUCCAUCACCCAGCAGAAUGUGGCUGCCACAAAGACUCAGGGUGCUGCAUCAGGCCCCACAAGCGGUGCAGAUCCUGGAUCGCCCGGAACUUCAAAGGGAACGGAAUCUUCGGGCAUCUUCAAGGGGAAUGCUUGGAAAUACGCGGUGAUCGGAGUAGGAGUAGUGAUUGUGAUCUUGGUGCUACUAGUCGUCAUAUUAUGUCAUUGGAGACGUUCGCGAAAGGUCAAACCUGCUCUACCUGCCGGAGGAGGUGUUGCACAUAGCCCCGCUGGGAUCCCGUACUUGGAUACAGUGGCUGGAAGCGUUGCUGGAGAUAUGGCACCUGAAAAAAGAGCGUUUGUUGGGAGAUGGACGCAGUCACAAGCUGGCGGUCAUCCGGAUGCUAUUUCGGAGACGGAUACUCUGGUUAGCAGAGGUUCGAGAAGGAUAUGA